AUGUUAUUUGGGUCGUCGCCUUCUUCUUCAUCUGGCUUCGUCUCCUGUAGCCUCAGAGACUUCCGUCGCAGAGCAGUUCGUCCCCAGCUGCUUGCUUUUAAUGUUUUCCUCUCCAAUCAGGCAUCAUCCCCAUUUAUCACCGGAACGCUCCUACUUUUCCGGCCAUGGCCUUCUUGAGUAGAUUCAGACAAUCAAAAACUAAAUUUAACAUUUUCUUCUGCAAUUCCAAGAGAUGCUAUAUUCUUAAUUACCAGUCCACAGUAGCUAGUCUUGACAUUCGUUCUCGCACUUUAUUCCCGGUAUUGAAUAGUCCUAAUUCCACCAAGCACAGUAUCUUUUCUGACUUUUGCAGCAAUAUCAGGUUCUAUGCAGCGCCGAUUCAGUUCCAGGCCAACCAGAAGAAAGAAGAAAGGGACACAAGUGGCCCUAGGUUGAACGAGGAUAUUACAGCUCCGUCUAUUAGACUUGUUUCGGAUGAAGGUCACAUGGUAAUGUCGAGGUAUGAAGCAUUGACACGGGCCAGAAGCCAUAAGCUGGACUUGGUUGAGGUUGAUAGACAUGCCAUACCACCUGUGUGCAAAAUUUUUGACUACCAUAAAGAAAAGUACCUUCACCAAACAAAGGAAAAGGAACGUGCUAAAAGCAAGACUACACUGAAGGCAGGAUCUGUUAAAGAAGUACGAUUUGCUGCUAAGAUUAAACCGAAAGACCUUCAAAUAAAAGCUGAUAUGGUUAAGAGACUCAUGGAAAGUGGCCAUCGAGUGAAGUGUACAGCCAUUGAGCCAACAGAGAAUAUGGACUUGGAACACCUGAUAUCUACUUUUUCUGCUUUGAUUAAAGACAUAGCUGUUGAAGAAACUGGACCACAGAUUGAAAAGAAACAGGCUUACAUUGUUGUAAGGCAUGCCAAGUUUGGACCCCCUAAAAAGGCAGGAAAGAAAGCUUCUAAGGCUGCUGUCUCUCCAAACACUAGCAGUCAAUCCAGUAAAAACCAGCCAUUCCAAGAUGAUUGUGAUGCUAUAGAAGGUGGCUCAGAUACUGGGGAAGAUGAAGUCCACGCUACUAAAUCUCAAUCGGCUGUUUCUGAUGGAGGUGACAGUAGCCACUCAGCUUUUUAUUUCACUGAUGAAGAGAAUAUGGUGCCUAAGAGCCCCACAAAUGAUCAAUCAACAGUGUCAUCGAGGUCAUCACCCUAUGUUAUGGAUGAAAACCCGAUACAUAUAGCUGAGUCUGCAGCUACCCGGGCACCAUCAUCACCUUCAUUUGGGGUAAACAGGUAUGCAAGAGAUCCUGCUCCAGUAAGGGCUCCUCCUCAGCAGGCAAAGGAAAACAGAUAUGCACGAGAUGGUACACCUGGAAGACCGCCAUCAAGAAUUCCUGUAAGUGCCGGUGGCAAUGGUGGGCAGUUUCCAAACAGAGGAAGGCAACAGGAGUACAGAUUGCCUCAACAAAGACCACCUCAGCAAGAUGCUUUUGGCUCCAGCCCUGCCAAUUCCCCAUCGAAAAACUAUGGUAUUUUUAGCUCAGGCAACUCUAAUCCUACAGGCAAUGAACAAAAUGCAUCCCCAGAUAUGAACAGAUACAGGAAAAAGUGAUUCCCAGGUGUGGUGCAAGAGCUUCCAGCAGCACAAGAGAGGCCUCAUCCCCCACAUGGAGUCGAUGAUCCUCCAUGCUACUAUUGUUGGUGCAGAUAGUUCGAAAGUGAUUCUCAAAUGUGAUGGAAAUCCCGAGUUGAUGGUGAUGAUGAUAUCUCAUCAAAUUCUUUUUGUAAAUCUGUAGCCCAAUUAUAGCUUGAGUGAGAGAGCAUUGGAUACGUAGUAGGGCAGCUGUAGUUGUGUUCCAUAAAAAUAUACACUUAGGUUUUGAGUUUUAUGUUCCGGUUGACUUAAAAUUAUUAUUAUUAUUAUUAUUUUAA
Andrographis paniculata is the source of this 1915-nucleotide messenger RNA. Its product is annotated as translation initiation factor IF3-1, mitochondrial. Gene Ontology annotation, biological process: translational initiation; ribosome disassembly. The coding region runs from base 165 to 1595 and encodes 476 amino acids. NCBI's taxonomy places the organism in Eukaryota, Viridiplantae, Streptophyta, Magnoliopsida, Lamiales, Acanthaceae. The record is from RefSeq and is a predicted model, not a curated record. Gene Ontology annotation, molecular function: translation initiation factor activity; ribosome binding. The transcript has 8 exons.